Mus musculus (house mouse) is the source of this 464-nucleotide messenger RNA. Its product is annotated as predicted gene, 46415. The coding region runs from base 57 to 464 and encodes 135 amino acids. NCBI's taxonomy places the organism in Eukaryota, Metazoa, Chordata, Mammalia, Rodentia, Muridae. The record is from RefSeq and is a predicted model, not a curated record. The transcript has a single exon.
CAGCCGUCUUGGCAGCUGAUCUUGGUUGGGGGUUGCCCCGCACCUAAGGCAGGAAGAUGGUGGCCACAAAGAAGAUGAAAAAGUCUCUGGAGUCGGUCAACUCUAGGCUCCAGUUUGUUAUGAAAAGUGGAAAGUACGUGCCAGGGAACAAACAGACUCUGAAGAUGAUCAGACAGGGCAAAGCAAAGUUGGUUAUCCUCACCAACAGCUGCCCAGCUUUGAGGAAAUCUGAAAUAGAGUUCUAUGCCAUGUGGACUAAAACUGGUGUCCAUCACUACAGUGGCAAUAAUACUGAACUGGGCACAGGGUGUGGAAAACACUACAGCGUACGCACACUGGCUAUCACUGACCCAGGUGAUUCUGACAGUAUUAGGAGCACGCCAGAACAGACUGGUGAGAAGAAAACAAGAAUGUUUUCCUUUAAUAAAACUUUUCCAGAGUUAUUUUUGAAAAAAAAAAAAUAA